AUGACCAGCCAUAGCGAGACUCUUGUUGGUGUUGUUCGCAGAGCCAGAGGCGGAAAUCCGUUGCAAAGUUUUCGAAUCUUUAACCCCUACCCAGGCAUAUUUGCCUACUAUGAUGGCCGUACUGGAGAGAGGUUUCACUCAGAUCAACCCAACUGGCUUGACGAUGGGGCUUUCACUCUUGGAGUAUCGACAUACUCCAUAAUUGAUGGAAACGAGGCAAUAAUCUUUGACUCCCACAUCACAUCAGACCACGCUGAGGCUGUGAUGCGUCAUGUCCAGAGCCAAGGAGUUGCAAAAAUGUCUGUCGUGAUUAGCCACUUCCACAAAGAUCACAUUGCUGGGACAGAAGUAUUCGCGAAGGGCGGCGCAACUAUCGUGGGCAACGACGUGACAGCGCAGGUAGUGGAGAGUAGGGCGCAGAGUCUUGCUGCGGACGACCCUCCUAUUCAUGCAGUACCUCCAGCCGAUAUCUACACUGGCAUGAAGGCUAUGCAGGUUGGAAACUUGAGCGUUGAGAUCCACAAUUUUCAGAUUCAUACUCCUGAUGGAACAGUGUUGUGGAUUCCAUCAAAGCAGCUGUUGUUCGCUGGCGAUACUCUUGAAGAUACAGCAACCUUUAUCUCUGAUGCCAAGAGUCUAUCCACACAUCAAAAAGAGCUCCAGCGCAUGGCGAGCUUUCCAAUCUCGAAGAUACUACCGGCUCAUGGUGAACCUAACCGAAUUGCUACCGGUGGUUACAACGCAACAUUUAUUAACGCCACGUUAAGAUAUAUCGACGCUAUGACAGAAGACGUGCCCCAACCAGCCGCUUGGACGCAGCCUCUUUCUCAAGUUGUUGCUGCUGAUGUGGCCAGUGGCGACUUGAUUUACUUCAGUCAGUAUGAGGAGGUGCAUAAGAGCAACGCGGAUUCUAUUCAGAGAGCCCGUGGAAGAGUCGACCAGUGA
Molecule: messenger RNA, 945 nt
Organism: Colletotrichum navitas
Lineage: Eukaryota; Fungi; Ascomycota; Sordariomycetes; Glomerellales; Glomerellaceae
Product: beta-lactamase-like protein
Exons: 2
Coding region: 1-945 (314 amino acids)
Source: RefSeq, a predicted model, not a curated record